ACAAUCCUUCUAUAUAUAGAGGAGUAUAAUUCCCUGGUACAUUGUUAAUUUUUAUAGGAUAUGUCUCCUUUCAGUCUCUGCAGCGCUCUGUUGGUAACCUGGCUUUCAAGUGCCAUUAAGAAUGCCUUCCUAUCAUCUGCAAGUGUCAUCUUCUGCAGAGAAUUUGCUACAGCUUUGCGAACAGCUAUUAGUGCUUGGACCCGGCCAGCAUCGCUCUGUAGUUUUCCAGCAAUGCCUGGAUUUCUUGUUGUAAUUGUAGGUUAUAGGUUAUUGUUCCAGGGCAACCUAAUGGCUGUAUAUUGAUUUGAGCCUUUAGUAGUCUGUCAGUGUCUUGUUUGUUGCAAUACUUUUCUGAUUAGUUUUCAGCUGAACUUUCAGAACUUCCUGGAGAUUGGCAUUAGUCUCCUUAGGCCUCCUGCGUUUUGUAGGUGGGUGGAGAGAAGCAUAUCCGCCCUGUUCCGCAGCUCUGUGUUGUUGCACUGACAGGAACAGCUUUGGCCUAAGUGCAGAUACACGGAAUUUGCACCAUAAAGAAAUGACAUAAAGUAUGUGGGAUAGUAGCACGGAGGAACUGACGUAAAUAACGAGAUCUGUAUUUCUUCCAAACUGGCCUUUUCAGCAGUUGCCUAGACCAAAUAAGUGGUUCAGUUCACACAAGCCCCUGAUCAGCGUUCUUGCUCUAGAUCCCUAAUUAAGAUGGCACAAGCAGGAGCCAGAAGUGACAGGAGCAAAGAUGGCAGAUACCAGCAACACUACACGGCCUAGGAAUUUUUACUGCAGUAUGGGAUACGGUCAGCUUCCAAUUAUCAGGGCACGCAGAAAAAGAUCUCUGUUGAUGAGUGGUCCACUAUUAUGAGCUUCAUGCCUUGGUUUCCUAUGCUUACUGUCUUGAGUAUGUUUUACUAUAUCUGCCUUCGACGUCGGGCACGUUUAGCUAGCAGAGGGGAAAUGAUCAACAGCCGUCAAGCUAUUGAGUCAAACAGCCGGGCUUUGCCAAUGUCAACUAAAGCUGUGCAGUAUGCCAAAGAAGUGUUGGAUUUUAGCUCCCACUAUGGGAGUGAAAAUAGCAUGUCUUAUACCAUGUGGAAUUUAGCGGGUUCCCCUAAUGUGUAUCCAAGUUCAGGGGAUUUUACUCAAACUGCUGUUUUUAGAACUUAUGGAAAUUUGUGGAGUAAUUGCUCCAGUACUCCAGCACCAUUUAAGAGAACAUCUGUAAACUUCUUCAGUCAGGAUUACGUGGAGCUCGCUUUUGAAGAACCUGUUUAUCCCACAGCAGUUCACAUCCUGGAAACCUACCAUCCGGGGUCGGUGGUGAAGAUUCUUGCAUGUUCUGCAAACCCAUACUCUCAAAGUGCUCCUGCAGAAAUUAGAUGGGAAACUAUUUGGUCUGGAGAACCUACACGGGUGAAUUCCCCCCAGUCUCGCCAAUUCACACCUUGCUUAAAAGAGAUCAGCUUUCCAACAAAUCUUCUUCGCCUAGAAACUAACAGUUCCCUUUUGGAUUAUUAUACUGAGCUGGAUGCGGUGGAACUGCACGGGGUGAAAGAAAAGCCAGUGCUCUUCUUGAAAACUGCUGCCAUUGACAUGAGUGAUCUGGAUGAUGACUAUGAUGACAAAGACAGUUGUGAACUUGAUAGCCUUACAAAUCAGCUGAGUAACACUGGCAUCAGGGAAUGGACAAAUAAUGGCUAUUUUGACAAACUGCCUUAUGAGCUUAUUCAGUUUAUCAUAAGUCACCUCGCACUUCCAGACCUUUGUCGCCUGGCUCAGACCUGCAAGCUCAUGUACCAGCAUUGCUGUGAUCCUUUGCAGUACACUCAUCUUAGUUUACAGCCUUACUGGACAAAUGUGAACGACAACUCGCUGGAGUACUUGCUACCGCGCUGCAGCCUUGUGCAGUGGCUUAACCUGUCCUGGACUGGAAACAGGGGACUUAUCUCUACCUCAGGAUUCAGCAGACUCUUAAAAGUGUGUGGUAGUGAACUAGUCCGACUGGAAUUGGCCUGUGGCCACUUCUUGAAUGAAGCCUGUCUAGAGGUCAUUGCGGAAAUGUGUCCAAACCUUCAGGAAUUAAAUCUCUCCUCUUGUGAUAAACUGCCACCUCAGGCUUUCAGCCAUAUUUGUAAACUCAGUGGAUUAAAACGACUUGUUCUCUAUCGUACAAAAAUAGAGCAAACCGCUCUGCUUAGCAUUCUGAACUUCUGCCCAGAAAUUCAGCAUCUGAAUCUUGGCAGCUGUGUUUUGAUUGAAGAUUAUGACCUUGUAGCAAGUGUUUUGGGGGCCAAGUGCAAAAAGCUACGCUCUUUGGAUUUGUGGAGAUGUAAAAACAUUACUGAAAGGGGAAUAGCAGAACUGGCAUCUGGGUGCUUGCUUCUGGAAGAGCUCGACCUUGGAUGGUGCCCGACGUUACAGAGCAGCACUGGCUGUUUUGUAAAUCUUGCCAGUAAGCUCCCAAACCUCCGGAAGCUUUUUCUCACAGCUAACAGAUCUGUGUGUGACUCAGACAUUGAAGAAUUAGCCAGAAACUGCCAGCAUCUUCAACAGCUAGACAUUUUAGGUACCAGAAUGGUAAGCCCGGCAGCCUUGUGCAAAUUAUUGGAAUGUUGCAAAGAGCUGUUCCUGCUGGAUGUUUCCUUCUGCUCACAAAUCGACAGUCGAGUGGUACAGGAAUUGGUUACUAGAUUUCCCAGUGUCUCCAUCAAGAAGAGUUUCACACAGUAAAUCAAAAGUUGCCUGGACUUUACCAGAGCCUUUUUCUCACUUUUCCUCACUGAUGUUUGGGAAACAUGCACUCCCUGCAAAAGGAAACUACUACCUAAAAAUGUAGUUCUUCCAUCUGUGAUUAUGUGCUUAGUGAAUGCGUAGCCUAAAAGCACUGGAAUCAUUUCACCAACAAGAACAUUAGUCAUAUUUAGAUCAAGUAUGGAUUCUAGGAUUUUUUUUUUUUAUGUAUUUAUUUAUUUUGGUUUCCUCUUAUUUUGAGGCAGGCACAUGAUAAGCCAGGAUUAGUAAUAUGCUUUUUGCAGCACUUUUUUUUAACUUAUUUAUUAUUGGACAUUUGAGGUUCUCAGACUAUGUAGCCAGCCAUCCUAGGGGUCCUUAUAUAUUUCGAUAGAGGGCUUUAGACUGAUGGUGAGAUUUAGGAUGAAAGGGAAUUAGUUUCUCUGGAAAUCAGUUACAAUGUUUCUCUAUACUUUAACCCAUGUUGUGAGAUGAGGACUGGAAUGGUGGCUCAUUUACAGCCUUAGAAACCCCUGGCACUGUAGCAGCUGCUACGGGCUAUACAAUAUUUGACAGAUUUGUUAGAUUAUUUAAGGUAUUUGUUAGAUUAUGAGCUCCGGGAUAUCUGUUUAUAGAUUUAAUCUAAAAAGGCAGAUUUAUUGGUGGUGGCGUUUCUUGCAACUUUGUGAAGACUUAUAGAAAUUGUAUAAAAUAUAUAAGUCACCAUGAGCUACUUAAAAGGCUUCUUCAUUGUUGGUAUUAUAGUAUAAUUAUUAUGUUUUGUCUCCAAACUGUUACACUAGCAAUGACCAGGUUCUGACAGGCUUGCACAACACUGACAAAUACAGUAAAAGGGGAACUUCAGCUCCCAAACCAGAAUUUAUUAAAGAUCCCCACACAACACAGAAAUCCCUAAUAUACCUUCAUAAAGUAUGAAUAAAUACCAUUUUUAUAUGCUGAAAUCCAGCUGCAAAACAGUUCUUCUCUUUCUGCAUCAUUUGAAAUCCUGACGGGGGAGUUGGGGCUAAAACACUGAUGUUACAAAUUGUAACAACUUCCCCACAGCUUAUAGACAGCAUGCAGGAACUACAUAACCCAUAAUUCAUUGUGCUGUGAUGUUCCUUUCCUUAUUGAUAGACUGAAGACAGGCCGAGGACAGUCGAUCCAGAUCAGCAGGAAAACGGGACCAGGCUUAGGUACCUGAUCCAAGCCAUAAUGUUACAUUAAAAAUCAUGAAAAGGCUGCAUAUUUUAUAAUUUAUGUAUAUUGCAAUGUUGCUUGAAAUAUUGUUUACUUUUAAUUUAAAAAAAAAAAAAGCUUAAAUUGUGUUUAGGUGGAGUUCCCCUUUAAUUGUGUAAUUAGUCUCUUGGGCACAUAUCAACAAUUAUCUAUACUUAAAAUGGAUUUUUAUAUUCAAAAUUAUACACACAGAUGUGUUACUAUGCCUAAAUGUAUUUAGCUCUCGGAAUGAUAUAUUUAACAGCUCUUUCCCAAAGAAACAAAAAAAAGUACAUUUUAAAAAUAACCAGUUUAAAAUGGUUUGUUUUUUUUCAUCCCCAAUAUUAAUGUUAAUGGCGGCAGUUGAAAGCAUGCCUCUUCAGAACAGAGUCGGUCAAAUGCUGUAUGAAUGCUUGGAAAGAAUAAUGCUGCUGUUUCCUAUUUUUUUUUCAAUGAUGUUACAGUAUAAAAUCCAAAAUGGUUCAUUUU
Messenger RNA from Xenopus tropicalis (tropical clawed frog), 4428 nucleotides. RefSeq names its product F-box and leucine-rich repeat protein 4 (gene fbxl4). The transcript is spliced from 9 exons. Lineage: Eukaryota; Metazoa; Chordata; Amphibia; Anura; Pipidae. The coding region runs from base 853 to 2721 and encodes 622 amino acids. The record is from RefSeq and is a predicted model, not a curated record.